Copidosoma floridanum is the source of this 318-nucleotide messenger RNA. RefSeq names its product SOSS complex subunit C-like. NCBI's taxonomy places the organism in Eukaryota, Metazoa, Arthropoda, Insecta, Hymenoptera, Encyrtidae. The record is from RefSeq and is a predicted model, not a curated record.
AUGACGUUUCAGCAGCCAAAUUCUCGCGAACUCCAAAAUCGGAAGAUCCUAGAGGAACUUCAGCUGAAAAAACAGAUGUUGCUCAAGCAAGGAGUGCAACAAAGUCUUGGCUCGUCGCUCAACAUUCCAUCGAUCAUCACAUCCUCCGCUACAUCCCAGCAAUCUGGGGACGGGGCCAACAUGACGUCGAUGCAACGAGCCGCCCUCCUUAACGCCCACGCACAUUCCACCGGCUAUUUCAUAACUCAGGAGUCCUCCUUUGGAAAUCUUAUCCUGCCAGUGCUACCGCGUUUUAACGAGACUAGUACUACGAAAUAG